Molecule: messenger RNA, 432 nt
Organism: Osmia bicornis bicornis
Lineage: Eukaryota; Metazoa; Arthropoda; Insecta; Hymenoptera; Megachilidae
Exons: 1
Coding region: 1-432 (143 amino acids)
Molecular function (GO): nucleic acid binding
Source: RefSeq, a predicted model, not a curated record
AUGAAGAAAUAUCAACUGGUGGAAUUAAUACAACGAAAUAAAAGUCUGGACAAAACAUAUAAGGUGGACGAGUUAUUCAAAAGGCAUGGACAUAAUGUCCUUAGAUUUCCACCUUAUAUGUGCGAAUUAAAUCCAAUUGAAUUGGCAUGGGCGAAAGUAAAAAGGAUUAUUCGAGAAAAUAAUACGUCGACACUCACAGCAAUCGAAUUAACAAAUUUGACCGAAAAAGCAAUUAAUGACGUAUCAACAGAAGACUGGGUAGGAUUUUGUAAACACGUUCAGAAAAUUGAAAAGCAAUACGUCGAAAGAGACAACGCUAUGGAAAAUAUAAUGGAGGAAAUUAUGGAUACACGUCCAAUGAACGCUACCAGUUGCACUGAUAGCAGUGAUAGCGAUACCAACAGCAGCAGCAGCAGCAGUGUUCAAGAUUAA